Molecule: messenger RNA, 1177 nt
Organism: Seminavis robusta
Lineage: Eukaryota; Bacillariophyta; Bacillariophyceae; Naviculales; Naviculaceae
Source: the annotation of a GenBank genome assembly
CGUAGAGUUGCGGAUACAGGAGCCGAAGAAGAGGGGUUGCGUUGAGGUAUGAAGAUGCACAUUGAAGACCACUUGCAUGGCAGCAUAGUGUCGCUCAUGCGGAGCCGUACAUUGGAACAGAGACAAAGUUGUAGGCAGGUACCAUGAAGCCAAGGGAACAGAGGAACAGUUUGAGUGACAGAAUUUUUUCGUCAGCCUCAUGCGAAAGAUUUCAAAAUUUUGAUCCAUUUACCCAGUGUAGCUGGCUUCUUUAACAUUCUGCCCAAGCGCCAUCGGCUUCUUGUGCUCUUGUCGCACAACAAGUCUUGUUGGGACGGGACCCAGUGGAGUCAAGACAGGACCAAGCACAAGAUCUGCCCAGACUGCCAACUUUGGCCUUUUGAAGGAUGAAGGUGGUUGUUUAGAGUCCUCACAAAUCAAUUUCAAGCUAAACACAAAGCAAAACAACAAAACAAAACAACAAAACACAAAGCAAAAUGUUCACCGCCAGUAUGAAAUCCACCAUGAUGGCUGCCUUCCUUGCCCUCUCCAGUUCCAGUUGCUCUGCUGCACUCAGGGGCGCUGAAAGAAAUCUAAACCAGUUCAACCCAAACAUCCAGUAUGCCAACCCAGCCCUUGGCCCCAGGAUCAACUGUGACCAGGAGCUUGCUAUGGAAAUUACUUGCAGGGAUUGUGACUUUGACGCCAACACUGCAAGAACUGGUGUGGACCAAACAGAAGCCACCCUGGAUGUCAAAGUCAGAACAUUGACCAACAAAAGCUGGCAGUUGAAGAGAAGUACUAUUUCCACCAACUUUCCUGUUUUUGAGGACAUGCGUGUCAUGGGAACUGCUCGUAAUGCAGCCCCUUCCACCCCCAUCCACAAUUCCUGGUCUCAGGAAAUCAGUACCGUUGAAGAUCCCAAGCGCAUCACUGUGCUAGCCACUGCCACCUUGGAGGACCAGGAUUCUGGUUUCGAAUGCGUCAUCAGCCAGGUUUUCGACUCUCUGGUGGCUCCUUUCAAUACAGUUGUGGCUGCACCUUCUCACAAUGGCAUGGUGGGGGGUCCUUCGGAUAUGAACCCCUAAGGAAGACUGCGACUCAGGAGCAGCUGUGAAUGCGCAUGGGUAGAAACAGUAACUAGAAAUAGAAUAGAACAAGACAAAAGAAGUUACGAUGCAUGCUAUAGUGUGUGUUG